AUGAUCUCCAACAAGAAGAAAGCCACCAAGGAAGACAAGUGCAAGAUAUUGGACAGCGCGAGUCAGACAGUCACACCGUGCGAGUCUGCCAACGCCAUCAUGAGCUUCACUUCGAUUAUGGAGACUACUAACAAGUUUAACGUCGACGAGCUCGCAUUUCAGAAGGAGUCCAACGCAAUCGCCAUGCGCACGCUUGAACUCGACGAGAAGUGCUACCUCCUUGACAAGGCCGAGGGAGAAGCAAGUUUUGCUCUUCGCUAA
Aphanomyces astaci is the source of this 261-nucleotide messenger RNA. RefSeq lists its product as hypothetical. Lineage: Eukaryota; Oomycota; Saprolegniomycetes; Saprolegniales; Verrucalvaceae. The record is from RefSeq and is a predicted model, not a curated record. The transcript has 2 exons. The coding region runs from base 1 to 261 and encodes 86 amino acids.